UGUGAUUGCCGUAUUUUCUUGUUGUUGUCAGUCGCAAAAUUUUUGUCUCAAUCGAUUUUUUUUUAUUGUAUUUAAAAUUACCAUUUAACAACCUCUCUUCAAUAAAUACCACAAAAAGAAUAAAGCAUACAGCAAAACUACAACGAAGAUGGAUGCUUUACUAGACGAGGAGUUGGAGUCUCUGGAGGCGAUUCUUAUGGAUGAUGUGCGCAUUGUACGAAAUGCCAGCGGUGCUGUGGAGAGCAUCGAGACAACAGUUCUUCCGUUGACCGGCGAAGAGGAUGAGCAGCAAUACAUCUGUGUGACACUGCAGGUGCUGCCACCUGCCGGCUAUCCGGAUGUGAGUCCAACAUUCAAGCUGCUGCGCCCUCGUGGCCUUGAUGAUGCCCGCUUGGAGGCGAUUAGAAGCGCCUGCAAUGCUAAGAUCAAGGAAUCACUUGGAUUUCCCGUUGUCUUCGAUCUCAUCGAGGUGGUGCGCGAACAUUUAACUGGCAGCAAUCUGCCCAGUGGCCAGUGCGUGAUCUGUCUGUAUGGCUUUAGCGAGGGCGAUGAAUUCACACGCACCGAGUGCUUCCAUUAUCUACACAGCUAUUGUUUGGCCCGCCAUUUGAACGCACUGCGUCGUAACUACCAGGAGGAGUUCGAGAAGCUGCCUGCCUGGCUGCAAAAGACAGCCGACGCCUUUCAGGCUCUCUGUCCCGUCUGCCGCGAGCAUAUACACGACGAGUCAGAUAGCCUCAAAUGCGCCAUGCCGCCAUCGGAGCUAGAGAAUGCGCCUGAUUUUCGGGUAACACAGGAGCUGCGUCAAAUGCAGCAUCAUAUGUCCCAGCUGUAUUUGCAGCAGAAGAGUCGAGGCGCCAUCAUUGAUGCAGAGGCUGAAGGCAGUGCAGUGAUUGCCAUAGAGACCGAGGAAGAUAUACGCCGUCGACGUCGUCGCGAGGAGGCUGAAGCAGCCAAGAAGUUGGCUGGACCGCAGGAGGCUACAGGCAGCAGCAGCACGGCAACUACUCAAGCGAAGCCAGCGACCAGCAGCUUUGCGCCCGUGGUGCAGGAGACACAGCGCAUUAUGCCGGAGCCAACUAACAAUAAUUAUCAGCAUCAUAAUCGACGACAUUAUCGUGGCGGUCGCCGUCAUCAUCACCAUCAUCAUCAUCAUCGCAACGAGCGUGCCGAGAAUGCGCACAGCACUGCCGGGGGAGGUGGCGGCGGAGGAGGAGGAGGAAAUGGUGGUCCCAAUGCUGGCCAAGCUCCAGCCAGUGGCAGCGCAUCAAAUGGUGGCGCUGGCAAGCAACCAAAGGCUCAGACUGCCGCAGCCGGCCAUGCCAGGUGA
This is a messenger RNA of Drosophila nasuta, 1330 nucleotides long. RefSeq names its product E3 ubiquitin-protein ligase RNF25. Gene Ontology annotation, biological process: protein ubiquitination. Gene Ontology annotation, molecular function: protein binding; ubiquitin protein ligase activity. Gene Ontology annotation, cellular component: nucleus. Lineage: Eukaryota; Metazoa; Arthropoda; Insecta; Diptera; Drosophilidae. The transcript is spliced from 3 exons. The coding region runs from base 149 to 1330 and encodes 393 amino acids. The record is from RefSeq and is a predicted model, not a curated record.